This is a messenger RNA of Ailuropoda melanoleuca (giant panda), 1708 nucleotides long. RefSeq lists its product as uncharacterized. The record is from RefSeq and is a predicted model, not a curated record. Bases 538 to 1470 code for a protein of 310 amino acids. The transcript is spliced from 2 exons. NCBI's taxonomy places the organism in Eukaryota, Metazoa, Chordata, Mammalia, Carnivora, Ursidae.
AUGAGCCUGCUCGACCCAACCCAACCCGACCCACCAGCCGAGGCCCAGGUCCCCUCUCUCUCAUCUGCUCUGUGUCCAGGAGGGUGGGGCUCCCUUUCCCCAGCCCCUCCAGGCCAGAGUCUGAGAACUGGCUUCAGCCACUGAUCCGUGUCACUGCUCCUUCCGGGCUCCAGUGCUUGGGUUUCGGUUCCCCCACCCCCGGGUGGUGACAGCGCUGGUCAUACUGGCCGGGCAGGUAGCGCGCUCCCACUGUGAUUCACCCACACUUGUGGAUCUGGGGGGGCAGGCAGUCUCCAGGAGCACCAGGCUCCUCGCCCACCGGAAUACGUGGGAAUCGCUUUGUGUGAAACGCCGCGGGCUCCGCCGUGCCCCUGCGCGGGCCCACGAGGCCCUCCUGGAGGACAGCUGCGGGCGGCUCCCGUAACGCACUUCCACAGGUGCAGUGGCUUAAAGCGACGCAGAUGCGCGCGCAGGGUGGAGGGCAGACGUGUCGAGACAGGUGCGCAGGGCUGCUUCCUCCCGGAGGCUCUGGGGAGAAUGUCCUCUCUGCCUUUUCCGGCUUCUGGGGGGGCCUGUCCUCCUGGCUUGUGGCCCCCACAUCACAGCUGGCAGUCCAGCCUCUCUAAUCUGACUCUGACCCCUGCCUCCUCUUCUAGGGACCCUAGGAGGACAGUGGGCCCCCAGAGAGUCCAGGAUCACUGCUCCAACUCGAGACCCUUAGCUCAAUCACGUCUGAAACGUCCCCUUGCCAAGCUCUGCAUGGAAGAUCCAGCAGAAGACCACGCGUGGCUGUCGAACCUCAACCGUGGAGGGGGGCGGGGAGACCAGGCUCCAGUCCAGGCCUCACCCUGGAGACCACACCCCCUAGGGCUUUCCCGGACCGGGUUCCUGGAAAAGAGCCUAGGCCCUGCCCCUGAGCUACGGUAUGGAGGGGCUGCCAUCCCAGGCUGGCCGGUGAGGACAGAAAAAGGGACGAGGCAAGGAGAGGGGAGAAGAUGCAUGGCGGGGUGUGACCUAGCUGGUCAGGCAGCCUGCUGGGCUUCCAGGGCUCCCAUCUCUCCCAUCUUCUCCCCUGGGUCAAAGUCCACCCCGCAGGGGGACACGCCCCUGGGCUUUGGAGGCUUGCUGCCUAGCCUCGCGGCAGGUGUGGGUCCCACUGAAUUGGCCAUUGGUGCCAAAGCUGCCACAGCGGAGGCCAGGGCAGGUUGGGAUGGACAGGCUGGGGAGGCCCAGGGCCUGCAGAGGUGCGCUGGGUGCCGUACGGUGACAGGAAGCCUGAAUCAAAGGAGGGUUCCCCCUCCUCCAUCGUCUGGUCACUUGCCAACCGCCGGCCUGCCAGCCACUGCCAGCUCCGUGCUUGUGGGCACAUGCAGUGGGAGCGCCGGCUGGAAGGGCGUGUGCCUGUGUAGUCCCAAGAGGUCACCAGUCCCCAUGCGGGGCCUACACCUGUUUGCAGUCCCAGCCCGCUAGGGGUUCCAGGCCUCCAGACGUUUGCCAGUGGAGCAGGACAGAGACGGCCUCAGCACGGUUUCACUCUGCUCUUCUCUCAUGAAGGCUGUUACAUGGAGAGCGCCUAGGCGGCUCCGUCAGUGAGCAACUGCCUGCGGCAGGCCGUGAUCCCAGGGUCCUGGGCUCCAGCCCCGCACGGGGUCCCCCCCAGCGGGGAGUCUGCAUCUCCUCCUUCUGUGGCCUCACUCUCUCUCUCUCA